ACUGCCAAUCGGUUUGAGGCCAGUCUGUUCGGUUUUUUGUCUCGAUGCUAUUCGGCAAAAGUGCUGCAACGGAAGCGUCUUUUGGAGUGUUCACAACACGCUAAUCUCUCUUUUUUUGCCAAAUCCUCCUUUCGUGCAUUCCCAUCGCAAUCUUUCCGUGAAUUUCACUCUCCUCACAGUCCGGUGCCUUCAAAGGGGCCUCAACAGAAGUUGCAUUGCAAAUUCAGCUCCAGUGCAAGUCGCUAUUUCUCUAUCAUCUAAAGAGUAG
Messenger RNA from Protopolystoma xenopodis, 268 nucleotides. The record is from the annotation of a GenBank genome assembly. Lineage: Eukaryota; Metazoa; Platyhelminthes; Monogenea; Polystomatidea; Polystomatidae.